CAACAAGGUGACGAAAGCGAAGAAGUCUAAUAAGAAGAAUGCGCAGAAGGCGGUGAAGCACGUCAAGAAGGUCAAGAAGACGGCGCCGAAGGGAGGCAAGCCCAAGCAAGGCACGUCUGCUGGUAAACUCAGCCUACGGGAGACGGCCGCGCAAUACUAUACCAAGUGGCAAGAGUUGAGGGCAAAGUUGGAGCUUGAGCAGCUGAUGACCCAGAAAUACAAAGACGAGGAGCGACUGAUAAUGGUCAGUUGUCGUGAUAGGAGGGGCCCCAGGGGGCCGAAAAGGGAGAGGCUCAAGGAAGACAUGAUCACCAAGCUAAAGGAGCAGGCCAGAGAAUACCACGACAAGCGGGUGGCGAUAUCAGGAAAGAUCGAGCCUGAGCAGAAAGCGGCCGAGGAAUACCGCAACGCUUGGGAAGCGACAAGGAAGGACUUCUCGCCCGCGGAUUGGGAAGGGGUCAGGCGGUUUCAGGAUCCUGGGUUUGAGUACUUUUGGGAUGACCCUUUCGACGGGUGUUGGUGCUAGGCAGUUAUUCCAUGGUUCUAGGGUAGUCAGUCAAACUUUUGUCGCUUCAUCCG
Baudoinia panamericana UAMH 10762 is the source of this 579-nucleotide messenger RNA. RefSeq lists its product as uncharacterized. Bases 206 to 526 code for a protein of 106 amino acids. The transcript has a single exon. The record is from RefSeq and is a predicted model, not a curated record. Lineage: Eukaryota; Fungi; Ascomycota; Dothideomycetes; Mycosphaerellales; Teratosphaeriaceae.